Sebastes umbrosus (honeycomb rockfish) is the source of this 1542-nucleotide messenger RNA. Its product is annotated as GTP-binding protein REM 2-like. The record is from RefSeq and is a predicted model, not a curated record. The coding region runs from base 345 to 1250 and encodes 301 amino acids. The transcript is spliced from 6 exons. Gene Ontology annotation, molecular function: calcium channel regulator activity; GTPase activity; GTP binding. Lineage: Eukaryota; Metazoa; Chordata; Actinopteri; Perciformes; Sebastidae. Gene Ontology annotation, cellular component: plasma membrane.
ACUGCCUCCCUGCCUGCAUCACAGCUCUCCACACUUUUACUACAGAGCUGCUGGCACCUGCAGCAGCAAACACUCACCGUGCACACGGAGUCCUCGGAGGUCGAUGCUUUCAUCUCUCUCUCUCUCUCCAUCCUGCAGGCAGAAAACAAAUCCGGAGGAGCAUUUUUUCGUGUCAAGUCAGUGAGUCACAGUCACAGUUUUUCUGGAGAGCGGUGAUGAAUGACGGUGCUGACUGCAGAACUGGACCUGGGCCUUAUAACCUGAGGAGGUAGAGAAAGAGAGAUAAAAGGAGAUUCAAGAGGAAGAGAGAGUGCUUACUUUGUGGUUACCUUGACAGUUUGCAGAUGCCGACAGAUGUGCCCGAAGACAGGCUCAACAUCGAGGAGAAGGCGACCAAGUGUGACAGUAUGACUCUGUGCAGCACCCCGACUGUCCGCAGAGGAAGCACUCCUCUGCCCAUAAAGCACCAGCUCAAGCGAGAAGAAGCCGUCCACGAUGAGGGCGACUGGACAUCCGGUGCAGCCGGACCGUCCGCAUCACCGAUCAGCUUCAGCCCGGCCCUGGACGACACUCCGACUGUGUCUGUGGAGGGCAGACCUGAUGGGCCUUUAAGGAUCGCCCUGCUGGGGCAGAACGGCGUGGGGAAGUCCUCCCUGGCCGUCGCCUUCGCUGGGGACAUGGACAGGACUGCGUCUGUGGACUCUGAAGGGGAGGGUUACGUGCGCACAGUCGCUGUGGAUGACGAGGAGAGCACCAUCAUUAUCUAUGACAACUGGAGACAGGACCUGUCGGCUCUGCUGUGCGAGGUGUGCGUCCUGGUGUUUUCGGUGACUGACAGGCGCAGUUUCCACCGAACUGCUCAACUGCGACUUCUCCUGAGAGAGACUCAGCCCCAAACUCCCAUCAUCCUCGUCGGUAAUAAGAGUGACCUCGUUCGCACACGUGAGGUCACCUAUCAAGAGGCCGUGUCCAGCGCCGCCCUCUAUAACUGCCUGUAUCUGGAGAUCUCUGCCUCUCUGGACCACCGUACCCCGGAGCUGCUGGAGUGCGCGGUGCGGCUAGCCAGGGGCCAGUCCCCCUGGCCCCCGGGAACCAGCGCCGAGGACAUGAGCGGCGGCCAGCGUGAAAGCAUCACCUCCCGUGCCAAACGUUUCCUGUCCAGCCUGGUGCCGCGAUACCCGCGAGAGCGAGAGGUGGGAAAGUUCCUGAGGCAGAAGUCCCGCUCUUGCCACGACCUGGGGGCGCUGUGAUCGGACGCCGCGGGGCGUUUAAUGGUUAGAUUGUUAGCAGAGGAAGGGAUGUAGAAUACCAACAAAGAGAGGAAGGUGCCAGAGGGAUGGCAGGACAAUGUUAUGAGUGAUCUUCGUGUGGAAAGAAUGACAGCAAUGUUAGUGAUGUUUAGGACGAUAUAGAAAUUUUCUACACAAGACCAAGCAGCAAAAAGAAAAUACUGUUGUAGAACAUGUAAAUAAACUAUAGUGGUGAUACAUAAUGCCGCCCUCAUAGCUAAAUAAAUUGCUUUUUUUGAGUCUUGAGAAAGUC